AUUAAUAAAAAAAAAUUACUGAGAAGUGUCGAGUCAUACGUGAUUUAUUUUUAUUUUCUCUUAUUACUUAUCGUCAUGUACUAAAAAACUUUUAAAAACGUUUAAAGAUGAAUCAUCUCGUGCAUAAUCGAGAUCUGGAAGAAAAAUUUAACGGCGGUAGUUUCAGUUCGUCCAUUCAAGGAGAAUGUCAAUCUAGUGUUCAUUCUUUCAAUUAUUUAAAUUUUAAUAAUAAUAAUAAUAAUAAUAAUAAUAAUAAUAAUAAUAAUAAUAAUAAUAAUGAUCUAGUGAAGUGUGAGUUAAAUUAUUUAAAUAAAAAUGUUGAUGCUGAAAUGGAAAUUUUUAAUAAAAAAAAUAAUAAUGAGCCGGUUUUAGUCCCGACAAAUCCGUCUGAAUGGAAUUCGGAGCACGUUAAAGAAUGGUUGGCAUGGUGUACUCGGGAGUUUUCAAUAACUCCAGCUCCAGAAUGUAAUAAAUUACCUGAUAAUGGCAAGGAACUUAUAAAUGUCAGUAUUGACAAGUGGAAAAAAAUAUCUGGAGGUAAAAUUUUGGCGAGGCAUCUUGGGUAUUUGAGAUUGCAGGCUACUGGUGUUUAUACUGCUGAUCUUAUUCAGGAACAAAAAAUAAAUGAAAGGCUCAGCCUCCUACAGAGAUCGUGCUCGUUGAUUGGCUCUGGAAAUAUAACGUUAUCAGCGGGCGUAUCUUCUUCAGUGGCCUCAGCUAUCGCUGGCGGGGGUAAUGUUGGUGGACAAGUACAACUGUGGCAGUUUCUCCUUGAACUACUGGCAGAUUCAUCUAACGCGAGUUGCAUCACUUGGGAAGGAUCUAAUGGAGAAUUUAAACUAACGGACCCUGAUGAAGUCGCCAGGAGAUGGGGCGAACGCAAGAGUAAACCUAAUAUGAAUUAUGAUAAAUUAUCACGAGCACUCAGAUAUUAUUAUGACAAAAAUAUAAUGACCAAAGUCCAUGGCAAAAGAUACGCUUACAAAUUUGACUUUAAUGGAUUAAUGAUGGCUUGUCAAUCACAAACCAGCCUCGCAUUAGAGUCAUCAUCGUCUCCAAGAUCAUGCCCAACGCAUGUAUACUCAGGAUCACAAUACUCCACUCAAGGGAUAGCCCAACACUACUGGACCUAUUCUCGAUACUCACCUUAAAU
This is a messenger RNA of Microplitis demolitor, 1153 nucleotides long. RefSeq names its product DNA-binding protein D-ETS-6. Gene Ontology annotation, molecular function: DNA-binding transcription factor activity, RNA polymerase II-specific; sequence-specific DNA binding. The coding region runs from base 108 to 1151 and encodes 347 amino acids. NCBI's taxonomy places the organism in Eukaryota, Metazoa, Arthropoda, Insecta, Hymenoptera, Braconidae. Gene Ontology annotation, cellular component: nucleus. The record is from RefSeq and is a predicted model, not a curated record. Gene Ontology annotation, biological process: cell differentiation; regulation of transcription by RNA polymerase II. The transcript has 4 exons.